Molecule: messenger RNA, 4061 nt
Organism: Pipistrellus kuhlii (Kuhl's pipistrelle)
Lineage: Eukaryota; Metazoa; Chordata; Mammalia; Chiroptera; Vespertilionidae
Gene: GAREM2
Product: GRB2 associated regulator of MAPK1 subtype 2
Exons: 6
Coding region: 116-2752 (878 amino acids)
Source: RefSeq, a predicted model, not a curated record
GAGGGUCCGGCCACGUGACGCCCGCGGCCCGGGGCGGCCAGGCGGGAGCGCGGCCCCGGAGGCGGCGGCGGGGGGCGCGCAGCCCGGGCCGCGGGGCCGGCCGUCGGGGCGCGCCAUGGAGAAGCUGGCGGCCGGGCUGGCCGGCCUGCGCUGGAGCAUGGGCGCCUUCCCGCUGGACCUCAUCGUCAGCCGCUGCCGCCUGCCCACGCUCGCCUGCCUGGGGCCAGGGGAGUAUGCAGAGGGCGUCAGUGAACGGGACAUCCUGCUCAUCCACUCCUGCCGCCAGUGGACCACAGUGACGGCCCACACCCUGGAGGAAGGCCACUAUGUCAUCGGGCCCAAGAUUGACAUCCCCCUGCAGUACCCAGGGAAGUUCAAGCUCCUGGAGCAGGCCCGCGACGUGCGGGAGCCGGUGAGGUACUUCAGCAGCGUGGAGGAGGUGGCCAGCGUCUUUCCCGACCGCAUCUUUGUGAUGGAAGCCAUCACCUUCAGUGUCAAGGUGGUGUCGGGAGAGUUCAGCGAGGACAGCGAGGUGUACAACUUCACGCUGCACGCGGGCGACGAGCUGACGCUGAUGGGCCAGGCGGAGAUCCUGUGCGCCAAGACCCCCAAGGAGCGCUCGCGCUUCACCUCGCUGCUGCGCAAGCUGGGCCGCGCGGGGGCGCUGGCCGGGGUGGGCGGGCCGGGGGGCGCCGGGGCCGCGGGCGGGGGCCCCAGGCCCGUCAAGGGCAAGAUGCCCUGCCUCAUCUGCAUGAACCACCGCACCAACGAGAGCCUGAGCCUGCCCUUCCAGUGCCAGGGCCGCUUCAGCACGCGCAGCCCGCUGGAGCUGCAGAUGCAGGAGGGCGAGCACACGGUGCGCGCCAUCAUCGAGCGCGUGCGGCUGCCCGUGAACGUGCUGGUGCCCAGCCGGCCGCCGCGCAACCCCUACGACCUGCACCCGGUGCGCGAGGGCCACCGCUACAAGCUGGUCAGCAUCAUCUCCAAGACGGUGGUGCUGGGGCUGGCGCUGCGCCGCGAGGGCCCGGCGCCGCUGCACUUCCUGCUGCUCACCGACACGCCGCGCUUCGCGCUGCCGCAGGGCCUGCUGGCGGGGGACCCGCGCGUGGAGCGCCUGGUGCGCGACAGCGCCACCUACUGCCGCGAGCGCUUCGACCCCGACGAGUACUCCACCGCCGUGCGCGAGGCGCCCGCCGAGCUGGCCGAGGACUGCGCGCCCCCGCGCCGCGCGCGCCUCUGCCUGCCCGCGCCCCCGCGCGGCCCCGCGCUCGCGCCCGCGGCCCCCGCCCGCGCCCCCAGCCCUCCCGGCGACGGCGACCAGGAGUACGUGAGCCCCGACUGGGCCGGCGCGCCCGAGCCCGCCGCCGCCGCCUCGCCCGCCGAGAUCCCCUACGAGGAGCUGUGGGCGCACCAGGCGGCCGAGGGCCCGGCGGAGGGGCGCCCCCGGCCGCCCCCGGGGCCCGACCUCAUCAACUUCGGGACCGGACCGCCUUGCCCCGAGCUCGAGGCGCCGCCGCCGCCUCCGGUGCCGCCCAAGUCCGAAGCUGUGAAGGAGGAGUGCCGCCUUCUCAACGCCCCGCCCGUGCCUCCCCGGGGUGGCAGCGGCAGCGGCUGGCUCCCUGGCAGCCCCCCAGUGCCCCCACGCUUCCCCAAGCUGCAGCCUGUCCACUCGCCCAGCUCCAGCCUCUCCUACUACUCCUCUGGCCUCCAGGACGGCACGGGCCCCCGCAGCGGCAGCGGCUCCCCGUCGCCGGAUGCCUACUCCCUCUACUGCUACCCGUGCACCUGGGGAGACUGCACAGUGGGCGAGACCUCCAGCCGCCCCCCGCCGCCGGGACCCCUGCCCUCCACCACGCAGCCCAGCCAGGCCCCACGGGCCCUCGCCGAGCCCCUGGGCAGCCGAGCUGCCGCCCUCUUGGGGGCUGACACCCCUGUCAAGGCCCACCACGGCUGCCCGCCGCCCCUUCUCAAGCCCUCGCACCCCCAGAAACGCUUUGCUCCGUUUGGAGCCCUCAACCCCUUUUCCGGGCCUGCCUACUCCUCAGGCCCUUCGGCGGGCUCCUCUUCGGGGCCCACGACCGCCUCGGCUGCCCUGGCUACCUCCAGCCCCGCGUAUUCCCCAGGCCCCGGCUCUCCAGGCCCGGCCUAUGCGGCUGCCCCCGCCGCCUCCUGCCCCACCUCCUCCUCCUCUUCCUCCGAGUGGCAGGAGUCGGCCCUGGAGCCCUUUGACCCCUUCGAGCUGGGGCAGGGUGGUUCUCCAGAGCCUGAGCUGCUGCGCUGUCAGGAGCCCAGGGCUGUGGGGGUGCCUGGGCCUGGACCCCGCCUCUCACCUCUUGGACCCCCCAAGGCCUUCGAGCCCGAAGGUUUAGUGCUGCGGCAGGUCCCCGCUCCACUGUCACCAGCGGCCCCCAAGGGGCCCAAGGCGGGUGGAGCACGCCUCCUCCUCACCCCAGGGCGCCUGGAAGGGCCUCCUCCUGCCAGUCCCCGGGAGGGCGCCGCGGGCUGGGGAGGCCGGGAGGCGCCCUGGCAGCCCCCCGCAGACCUGUCUGCACUCUCCGUGGAGGAGGUCUCCCGCAGCCUGCGCUUCAUCGGGCUCUCCGAGGACGUGGUGAGCUUCUUCGCCCGAGAACGCAUCGACGGCAGCAUCUUCGUGCAGCUCAGCGAGGACAUCCUGGCUGACGACUUCCACCUCACCAAGCUCCAGGUCAAGAAGAUCAUGCAGUUCAUCAAAGGCUGGCGGCCCAAGAUCUGACCUUCCCGGCUGGCAGCUGCGCAACCGGGAGGCUGGCACGGAGGCCCGAGGCCAGCCGUGCUCUGCGGGGGACGGCGCUCCCAGAGGCAGGUGCUGCCUGGGAGGAUGCUGAGUAGCCGCUCUGUGAAUCCAGGGGAGCCACACUUGGAAAUGGAGUCCUCUGGGACCAGACCCCCGCGGGGGGACGGCUUGCCUUUGAGUGAGCAGAGUACGCGGGGAGAGGAGCGGAGGCCCCAGGCCGCACCUGCACCUGGCGAGGCACUGGCUGACUCCCAUGUGGGGUCAAAAGCUGGCCUUCGUGGUGACCUAGCACUGCCCCCCACGCCGAAGAUCUUCACAGACAACUCGCACUUUGUUUGUAGGUGCCGGCUAGCAGGAAGAGAGCCGUAAUUUAAGCACAAAUCCCCCAAGUGCCCUCUCUCCUCUGUGCCCUGGGGACUUCUGGCCUAAGCUGCCCCCGGGGUCGGGGAGCCAAUUUCAGGACCUCUGCGAUGCCUUCCCUGCCCCUCUGCUGCACCACGAGUAGGUCCCCCGCCCUGAGCACAAGCGGAUCAAGUACAAGCCCGUGCCGUUCACCUUGGGCCCCAGGCCGGGUUCUGGUUCGUGGGCGAUGGCUUAGGAACAGCACAGCGCUGCCGUUGAUGUAUGUAGCUCGUCGGAAGCAGAUGCCUACUGACACCCUGGGUUCCCCUGAGCUCAGUGCAACUGGCCCUCGCCUGCCAGGUGGGCCCAAUCUGCGAAGGCUCUGGCUCCAGGGAAGAGCAGGCUGAUCCUUGAUUCUGACACGUGGCUUUCAAUCACUCCCACUUGCACUGGUCUCCUGCCUCCAUCACUUGACUCUGGCAAACACCUGGUGUCCUCCCCUGGUUUCCUGUCAAUAGUGCGCAGGUGGGGUGGCUGGGAGGAAGCAAUGACUUGGGAAGACCUGCCUUUGCCCACGUGUUUUAGGGCCCGUCUUUGGGCCCUGAUCUCGAGCGUUCCGUGGCACCCAGGGCAGGUUGGUCAUUGUGUACACCCCAAGCGCUUCCCGACUCGCCUACCCGGACCACAUUAAUUCUCAUGCUCACUAGUGCCAGGCCCCGGAGGCACCAGCCUUCUGCCUUACCCAGUCACCUAGAUAUUUAUUUCCUGCCUUGAGAAUAGCAAAGCCAUGUUGGUGCCGGUGACCCCAGCAGGCUUCCCCAGCUCUGGGGGAAGGGAGUCAGGAACAGCACUGAAGCAGAUGCAGAGACAUUUGGUUUCCUUGCUGAUCGGGUAAAGGACUCGUGAAAUAAACGCUAGACGCUGAGGACAGUGCCAGCGCAACUCC